This is a messenger RNA of Colletotrichum truncatum, 7023 nucleotides long. RefSeq names its product alpha amylase. Gene Ontology annotation, cellular component: fungal-type cell wall. Lineage: Eukaryota; Fungi; Ascomycota; Sordariomycetes; Glomerellales; Glomerellaceae. Gene Ontology annotation, molecular function: alpha-1,3-glucan synthase activity. The record is from RefSeq and is a predicted model, not a curated record. Gene Ontology annotation, biological process: fungal-type cell wall (1->3)-alpha-glucan biosynthetic process.
AUGUCUAAUUCAUUAUUGGCUUGGACACUUACACUCCUUAGUGCCUCGUCAACCCUCGUUUCCGGUCUAAAGUAUACCUCAUCCGAAGCCGAUUACAACCUCAACACAAACAGAUUAGCCAAGAACCCCUUCGAGUACUCGGGAAAGAGAGAAAAUCACAACUUCACAGCAUCGCCCCCGAAUUGGCGAUUUCCCUUCUACACCUUGUUCGUCGACCGUUUUGUCAAUGGCGACCCCGAAAACGACAAUGCCAAUGGCACAGUUUUUGAACAUGAUAUCAUGAGCAACCAGCUCCGUCACGGAGGAGACGUGAUGGGACUUGUCGACACAUUGGACUAUAUCCAGGGUAUGGGCGUCAAGGGUCUCUACAUUGCUGGUUCGCCCUUCAUCAACGACCCAUGGAAAGCCGAUUCAUACUCGCCUCUCGACUUGACUCUUCUUGAUAAACACUUUGGUAACAUCACAGCAUGGCAGUAUGCCAUUGAUGAAAUCCACAAGAGGGGUAUGUAUGUGGUCCUCGACCAGACCAUGGCGACCAUGGGUGAUUUGAUCGGCUUCCAAGGCUAUCUCAACGAGUCCACGCCGUUUCUCACUGAGGAGCACAAGGUCCUCUGGAAAACGUCUCGCAGAUACCUCGACUUCGACAUUGGUAACGAGUACAACGAAACCUGCGAGUAUCCGCCUUUCUGGUUUGAGGAUGGAAAGCUUGUUGGCAGCGACGUUACCAGCCAACUGAAGGGAUGCUACAACAGUGACUUCGAUCAAUACGGCGACAUUGAGGCUUUCGGUGUUUUCCCCGAUUGGCAACGUCAGUUGGCCAAAUUCGCUUCCGUGCAGGAUCGUCUGCGUGAAUGGGUUCCCUCGGUGCGUCAGCGCCUCGAACUGUACUCCUGCAUGACCAUCCAGACCCUUGACAUCGAUGGUUUCCGUAUCGACAAGGCCGUCCAGGUGACAGUUGACGCGCAGGCCGAAUGGAGUACUGCCAUGAGAAAGUGCGCCAAGGAAGUUGGCAAGGACAACUUCAUGGUUGUGGGUGAAAUUACCAGUGGUAACACUCUUGGAUCCAUUUAUCUCGGCCGUGGCCGAACUCCUGAAAUGGCCUCAUCCUUGGAGCUCGCAGACGCCAUCAAACUGAAGUCGACGGAUUCUGCCAACUCAGGCGUCUUCGUUCGCGAGCACGGCAAGAGUGCCCUCGAUGCUGGUGCCUUUCACUACUCCAUUUACCGUUUCAUGACCCGUUUCCUCGGCCUCAGCGGUAACCUAGAGGCGGGUUACGAUCUUCCGACGGACUGGGUCCAGACGUGGAACCAGAUGAUCUUGACCAAUGACUUCUUCAACGCCAAUACUGGAGAGUUCGAUCCCCGCCACUUGUACGGCGUUACCAACCAGGACGUUUUCCGCUGGCCUGCUAUCGAGCUUGGAACCGAGCGCAUGCUUCUCGCCUAUUUCAUCACCACCUUGCUCCUUCCCGGUGCCCCUCUUGUCUAUUACGGCGAGGAGCAGUCGUUCUACGUCUUGGACAACACCGCAGAGAACUACGUUUUCGGUCGUCAAGCCUUCUCUGCUGCUCAGGCAUGGAAGUUCCACGGUUGCUAUGCGGGCGAUAACUCCGUCUACGUUGGUUGGCCCAUCACCAAGGGCCGAAAGGGCUGCGAGGACGAGACCGUUGCCUAUGACCACCGAGACCCCUCCGCCCCCGUCCGUAACUGGAUGAAGCGCAUGUUUGCUUUCCGCGAUAAAUACCCCGUUCUCGAGGGCGGCUGGCUGGUCGAGCAACUGGCCAACAAGACGCACGGUGUAAGGUACAAUGGCAGUUCCGUCGACACCGAGACCGGUAUCUGGAGUGUUGCACGUGGAUACCUCAGCGGUGCUCAGAACAAGACGGGUGACCCAGUCUGGUUGGUUUAUCACAACGACCCCAAAGAACAAACCUAUACUUUCGACUGCAGCAACCCCAAUGAUGCCUUUAUUGCACCCUUCGACUCCAACACCAAGGUUCGCAACCUGUUUAGCACAGGCGAUGCCAUCACUCUUGAGAGCUCAACGAAGCAGAACGGCUUCAAGGGCGCCGGCCACACCGCUGGCUGCCUUAGCUCGAUCACUAUGGCUCCCUUUGAGUUCCGUGCCUACGUUCCCAGUGGCGAUUGGAUGGCCAUCAAGACGGCGGUCACUGGGUUUGAGCCCGGCCACGAUCACCCGAUGGAUUCGACGGACGCCAAUGGCCAAAUUCCCAUCGCUUUCAAGUUCUCCACCAACGACCUUACUUGCCAACAAGUUACCAACAGCUUUUCUGCCUUUGUCACUGUUGAUGCUAAUACCAAAACGAACCUUACGUUUGAUACCCCCGUGUGCAGCGAUAUGAACCCUAUCGAGAGGGAGUCGUUCACUGGUGCCGUCGCUUCCGUCUGGAAGUGGUCAACCACCCUCAAGAAUGUGCCAGACGGCAUUGUCAAGCUUACUCUUGACCAUCCUGGUGGUGACAGUGAAAAGGGCACCGGCGCCACCGAUCACUUUCUCAUUCGCUUUGGCAAGCCUUACAACCCCAUUGUCUUCCCGAGCACUGCCAACUAUUCCCGCUCUCUUAUGGAGGAGAGUAACGGCGAGUACUUCAUCAACCAUGCAGCUGCUGGCGCCAACAAGUGGCGCUACAGUACCAACUGGGGCUCCACCUGGAGCGACUGGAUGCCCUACACUGGUGCCAAGGUUCGCAUGAUCGACCAGGCCUGGAAGGGUACCGAUCUACAGAAGUGGGAGGGAAAGCAUCUGAUUGUGCAGUACUUUAGCCAGCCUCUCGGUUCCUCCUCUUUUAUGCAGCAUGCCGACAGCUCCGAUAUUCCCUUCUCUCGUCGUUGGCCGCACAUCUUCCUUCAUGGACCGUUCAACAAGUGGGGAUACGAUGCUGGUCUGCCUAACCUUAUGGACCACGUUCAGAACAACCAGUGGUCACUUCAUUUCAUGUACGAGUGGCCGGCCCAGAUCCAGCUCAAUCUUUGGGGUAUUAACCCGGACAACCAACCUGAUGCUACCUUCAUCUAUGGCGACCCUAACGGCGAUGGAGUCCUUGAUCGUCUUCCCCCAAGUUCCCUGUCUGACAACGUUGUCAAUCUGACCAAGCCGCCUCCCAUGCCCUACCUGUCCUACAAGCUUGUGCUCAACGACGCUAACUGGAACUUUGUCGCGGAGCCUCAGGGCAACAUGUGGAUCCAGAUCGUCUUCUUCUUCCUCCUAGGUUUAAUGCCGAUCAUUCUGGCGGCCCUCGCCGGUUGGAUCUAUAUGAAGGGAUUCUACCAGGUCAAGAUUAACAAAUCAGGAUUCUCCAAGAAGGGUUGGUUACCACUCAAGCUCGGGAAUGAGUCCAACAUUAACUUCGGCGAAAAAGGCAAAAGUCUCGAGAUGUCGCAGAUCCCUCCGUCUCCGAUCGUCACACCCGCAGCCGCGGCGGCCACCGGCGGCGCCCCCCGGAGAAAGGUCCUCAUCGCUACCAUGGAGUACAACAUCGACGACUGGAAGAUUAGCAUUAAGAUCGGUGGUCUCGGUGUUAUGGCUAAGCUCAUGAGUCAAGCCCUUGGCCAUGUCGACCUCAUCUGGGUUGUUCCUUGCGUCGGCGACGUCGAUUAUCCUCUCGACAACGAGGCCGAACCGAUGUUUGUAGAGAUCAUGGGCGAGUCCUACGAGGUCAAGGUCUUUUACCACGUCUUCAAGAACAUUACGUACGUUAUCCUCGAUGCUCCGAUUUUCCGCCAGCAGACCAAGGCCGAUCCCUACAUUGCCCGCAUGGACGAUCUCGAGAGUGCCGUCUUGUAUUGUGCCUGGAACAGCUGUAUCGCCGAGUCCAUCCGCCGUUUCAACGUCGACAUCUACCACAUCAACGAUUACCACGGCGCCGCAGCCCCUCUCUACCUGCUCCCCGAUACCGUCCCCGUUUGUUUGUCUCUCCACAACGCCGAGUUCCAGGGCAUGUGGCCUAUGAGAACCGAGGAGGAGCAGAAGGAAGUCUACAGCGUCUUCAACCUUCCUCCCAAGGUCGUCAAGGAUUACGUCCAGUAUGGUUCCGCCUUCAACUUGCUCCACGCUGCUGCCAGCUACCUCCGUAUUCACCAGCGUGGCUUUGGUGCUGUUGGUGUGUCAAAGAAGUAUGGUGACCGUUCCCUCGCUCGUUACCCUAUUUUCUGGAGUUUGAAGAACAUUGGUCAGCUACCCAACCCCGAUCCUUCCGAUACUGGCGAGUGGAACCCCGAGGAGGACAUCUCCAACCACACAGAUGAAAUCAAGAUUGAUGAGACCUUUGAGGCGAACCGCGCGACUCUCCGAAGACAAGCCCAAGAGUGGGCCGGUCUUGAAGUUAACCCCAACGCCGACUUGUUCGUCUUCGUCGGUCGAUGGAGUUUGCAGAAGGGUGUCGACUUGAUUGCCGAUAUCUUCCCUACCAUUCUCGAGAAGUACCCGUCCACCCAGCUUAUCUGCAUUGGUCCUGUUAUCGAUCUCUACGGCAAGUUCGCUGCUUUGAAGUUGAGCAAGCUUAUGGAGAAGUACCCCAAGCGUGUCUUCAGCAAGCCCGAGUUCACCCAACUACCUCCCUACAUCUUCUCUGGUGCCGAGUUCGCCCUGAUUCCUUCGCGUGACGAGCCCUUCGGUCUCGUCGCUGUCGAAUUCGGUCGUAAGGGUGCCCUGGGUGUCGGCGCUCGUGUCGGUGGUCUUGGUCAAAUGCCCGGUUUCUGGUUCACUGUCGAAUCGAUGACUCCUGCCCAUAUGCUUCAGCAGUUCAAACAGGCUAUUGUUUCCGCUCUCAACUGCAAGCCGAGAAAGCGAGCUCUCAUGCGCGCCUGGAGUGCCAAACAACGUUUCCCUGUCGCUCAAUGGAUUAGACAACUGGAUACCCUCUACAACGAUUCUAUCAAGGUUCACAAGAAGGAAGCUGCCAAGCAGAAGAAGGCUGGUGGCAUUCGUAACCUCACCGACUCCUCUCUCCGCUCCAGCGUUGCCGUGAGUGAGUACGGCGCUGAGUUGACGCCUUCCGGCUCAAGAGCCCCGUCUCCUCUGCCGCCGCCUACUCGCGUUGCCAGCCCCGCCGGCCGCCUCAACUCUCCUGAUCUCCCUGUUCCUAACCUGCCGUGGCACAGCAUUCCUUCCUCCCGCCGCAGCUCUUUCUCGAGUUCUGUUGGCGGUGGCCGUGAGAGUAUGAUGAGCGUUGACAGCUUUGCCAUCCGUGCUCAGAACGACAUUUCGUCUCCUCAGGCCACCGGCUUUGGUGACCUUGGCCUUCCCCAGCCAAGCUUCUACAAGCAGCAACGCAACAGCUCUCAACUGUCGUUGCCUGACAUCGUUGGUGACCGCCACGAUCUCAAGCUGCAGAACGUGGACCAGAACUUCACUGAUAAGAAUGGAGAGUUCUACCAUGAGUUCGAACAGAUGCUCAACGACCUGACUGCUAAGAACUCCAUCAACGACCUUUGCAUUGAGAACUUCCUCCAGAAGAGUGAAAAGAAGUGGUUUGCCAGAUACCGUGAUGCCAAGCUUGGUCGCAGAGACCACAGCCGCUCAAGAAGCCCGAACCCUAGCCGCCCCGGUUCCAGCGCUGGUCUUGGUGCCAAAUUCGACGGAGAGCGUGGCCGUAGCCGCACUCCCAGCGGACUCACCAACGCGUCUCGCUACGACGACAGCCCUGUUGACGAUGAGUUCCUGCUGGGUGACAACUACAAGACACCCACUGGUCUCAAGAAGAUUCUGUCCAUUCGCAUCGGCGACUGGCCCAUUUACGCCUUCUUCCUUGCCUUCAGCCAGGUCAUUUCUAUCAACUCUUACCAGAUCGUCCUUCUUACUGGUGAGACCAACCAGACGCCUCUUAAACUUUACAUCGUUGCCGCGACUUACUUGGUCACCUCUGCCCUGUGGUGGCUCAUGGUUCGUCUAACCAAGUCCGUCUACGCCCUGUCGCUUCCCUGGUUCUUCUUUGGUCUGGCCUUCAUCCUCUUGGGUGUGUCUCCGUUGUUGUCCCCUUGGCAGGCUAGCGCUGCCAUGCAAGAUGCCGCCACUGCCAUCUACGCAGCUGGUGCUAGCGCUGGUGCUCUCUCCUUCGCCCUGAACUUUGGUGACGAAGGCGGAGCUCCCACGAAGCAAUGGAUUAUGCGUGCGUUGGCGGUUGCCGGCGUUGCGCAAGUUUACUCCCUGAUGCUCUGGUACUGGGGUUCCCUCACCCACACCCCCGAGACAUCGCCCAUGGCCUACAUCGACGGCACUACCAUCCCCUUGGGUCUUGUCGUUUGUAUUCCUGUUGCUCUCUUGCUCUGGGCCAUUGGUAUCAUCCUCUUCCUUGGCCUUCCCGACUACUACCGCCAGGCUCCUGACAACAUUCCUGGCUUCUACAUCUCUCUUAUCCGCCGCAAGCUUGUCCCGGUCUUCUUCGUCAUGAUCAUUAUCCAGAACUACUGGCUGUCGGCUCCUUACGGACGUAACUGGCAGUUCCUCUUCGCUUCUCAGUGGAUCCCCGGCUGGGGCGUCGUACUCCUCGCACUGGGAUUCUUUGUUAUCCUCUGGUCCAUUAUUCUCUACGUCUUUUCCCACUUCUCGGAGAGUCACACCUGGCUCCUGCCUAUUUUCGCCAUCGGUCUCUGUGCUCCUCGCUGGGCGCAGAUGCUCUGGGGUACCAGCAGUAUGGGAAUGUACCUCCCCUGGGCUGGUGGUCCUGUUGGUUCGGCCAUCCUUUCCCGCUGCCUCUGGCUCUGGCUCGGCCUCCUGGACAACAUCCAGGGUGUCGGUCUGGGUAUGAUGCUGCUCGCAACGCUUACGCGCCAGCACGUGUUGGCCGUGCUCAUCGGCGCACAAAUCGUGGGCAGUGCCUUCACGAUGCUGGCGCGCGCGACGAGUCCCAACGCGCUGUCGCCCAACACGACCUUCCCUGACUUUUCGCAGGGUCUGAUGCCCGGAGUUGCAAGUUGGUGGUUCUGGAUCUGCCUGGGAUUCCAGCUGGUGAUACCCAUCUUGUUCUUCAAGUUCUUCAGAAAGGAGCAGGUGUCAAAGCCUUAA